AUGGCCGCUGAACCCACUACCGAACCCACCCACCCCCUCCCCGAGGAACGGAAAGAGGAAUUCGAGGAAGGCGAGGAAAGCGACGAAUACGAUAUCGAUGAGGAAGACUCCUAUGAGCUGAACGAGGGAGAAAUCGAAGGGGAGGAAGAGGAGGAGGAAGAUGGGGAAUAUGAUGAGGACGACGUGGUCCAAGUGGAUCAACCUAAUAAAAAUUUGACCGCCCUCCUUCUCGGAAAUGGUGUCCCCCACGAUGUGGACGAAGACGAGGACGAUGAAGACGAUGAAGAGGAAGAGUACUACGGCGAGGAUGCUGGCACGGAAGAGAACCCCAUCGAGUUCCCGUCCAACAACGACUCGAAACCAGUCAAUGCGGGUACCAAGCGCAGUGCACAGUUCGACGAGGAAGAGGAUGAUGAAGAGGACGAAGAAAGUGCCCCCAAGAAGGUCAAGGUAUAG
Pisolithus orientalis is the source of this 456-nucleotide messenger RNA. RefSeq lists its product as uncharacterized. Lineage: Eukaryota; Fungi; Basidiomycota; Agaricomycetes; Boletales; Pisolithaceae. Bases 1 to 456 code for a protein of 151 amino acids. The record is from RefSeq and is a predicted model, not a curated record. The transcript is spliced from 4 exons.